AUGAACGUCUUCGACGAACAACGGGGCCGCAUCGCCCUAUACGCUCCCAAGGGCUCGCGACACAGCGCCACCAUCGUCAUUCUCCUCGAGAAGCUCAAACUCCCUUACCGUCUUCAUCUCGUCGCCAGCGCCGACGAUGUCCCCGACCACCCGGCCAUUCCUCCCGGCGCGCGCGACAACCUCCCGCUGCUGACCAACGUCCAAAGCGACGGCGAACACGUCUCGCUGUGCGGGAUCCGCGCCAUCCUGGAGUAUCUCCUCGCGCGAUACGACGAGGACCACGUCGUGCGGUAUGCGGACGGCUCGGCGCAGGAGCGCGACGUCGAGCGCUGGCUGUCGUUGGUGCUUCCGCAUCGCAGCCAGGACAAGGAGGCGUCGCCGGCGCGAUUCGAUCUAGAGGCUGAAGAUGGAGUCGUCUUUGCGCGGAAGGCGUUGAACCUGUACCUCAACCUGGAGCAGCAUCUGCAGACGACGCGCAGUCGGUUUCUCGUGGGGAGCAAAUGGUAA
Molecule: messenger RNA, 507 nt
Organism: Aspergillus terreus NIH2624
Lineage: Eukaryota; Fungi; Ascomycota; Eurotiomycetes; Eurotiales; Aspergillaceae
Exons: 2
Coding region: 1-507 (168 amino acids)
Source: RefSeq, a predicted model, not a curated record